ACCAGCCACCGAUAGAUAUUUGUUUUCUGUUUUGAAUGUAUUUCCAAGAUUUGGUCCGUGAUAUGCCGAUGGCGCGAGCCUGGAAGCCCCGCGUUUUUUGACCCCACCAGGAAAGAUCAUGACGAAAUUGUAUAUUAUUGAUAACGAUCCCUUUAAUAUUUUUAAUGAAUGUCCUUCCUACAUCACCAUAGAUUUCUCAACACCAACCUUUCAGCUCAACUGCCAUGGCUUCAGGACAAUCAACUAUCCGAAUUGGCUACGUGCCAGAACACUACCUCGCCCCGCUGCACUUGGCCCUCCGCUCCCCGGCAGUCAACUCCCCCACCUUCAAACUCGCCCUGACCCCAUUUCCCUCCGGGACAGGGCAUAUGAUUACAUCGCUACGUUCCGGCGAAAUUGACCUCGCGAUUGGACUCACAGAGGGGUGGGUCGCCGGGCUCACAGGCAAACAGGCACCCGCCGACGAGAGCGAGCGUGGAUACAAAGUCGUCGGCCAUUGGGUUGAUACCCCGCUGCGCUGGGCAAUUGUCACGGGGAGAAAGAGGGAUGAGUUAACGGAUGUGAAGGGCCUAGAGGGGGGGCGAGUCGGAGUUAGUCGGUUGGGGAGUGGGUCGCAUAUCAUGUCAUUCGUUCUUGCGCAGCAACAAGGCUGGAAAUCAUCUUCGUUGACACCCGUUGUCACAGGUCCAUUUGGGGCUCUACGGGAUGCUGUCACGGGCGAAAACGAGGCAAAGAGCCCAUCGGCGGAGUUCUUCAUGUGGGAACAAUUCACCACGAAGCCUUAUUUCCAUGCUACAAGCGACAACCCUGAGCCACCGCUCAAGAAGAUCGGGGAGAUCUUUACUCCCUGGCCAUCCUGGAUGGUGGUUGCAUCGACGGCGGUGUUCCCGGACCCAGAGGGCGACGAGCGGUUGAAGAGGCUGUUCGAGGUUUUUGAUGCGGGCAUGAAGGAGUUCAAUGCGGAUCUGGGGAGGGUUGUUUCCCUCUUGGGCACUGGGGAGUUGGGGUGUACCUAUGGACAGGAGGAUGCGAGUGAGUGGAUUAAGGAUGUCAGGUUUAGUGAAGGGACUAGGGGUGUUGAUGGGAAGGUCGUCGAGAGUGUCGUGGAUGUCCUCAAGGUUGCCGGAGUUAUUGAUUCAGGGUUGCAGAAUGAGGAGGCCGUGCGGAGGGUGGUGGGUAUCCAGAGGUGAAGGAUGACCUGUCUGUGACUUGCUGAAGCUGUCAGCUGCAUUAAGGAACCAAGAGUCAAGGGAUAACUACCGUAUCCCUUUGACGACUCCAUGCACAUUCCGACUACACCGGUCCGCUUUUUAGUAGAGUGAAGAUACAUCUUCUACCAAGUAGCAUUCUUAGGAAGCUC
Molecule: messenger RNA, 1360 nt
Organism: Aspergillus versicolor CBS 583.65
Lineage: Eukaryota; Fungi; Ascomycota; Eurotiomycetes; Eurotiales; Aspergillaceae
Exons: 3
Coding region: 225-1190 (321 amino acids)
Source: RefSeq, a predicted model, not a curated record